AUGAAAAAACAAGUAACAACACCCAAUACAUCCGAACAAAAAAGGGAUAACAGAUCUUAUGUUAAUCCUAUGGAUGAACAAGAAUGGAAUGAAAUUACAAAUGCCAAAGGUACCUUUGGAGUUGUCGCUCCAACCCAAGUAGAAACACAUGAGCCAGGAAAGAGACUGUAUCCAGAUUCAUGGGAGAUGAAUUUCUGGAAUCGAUAUUUCGGAUGGUUCUUGUUUGGUAACAACGUGAUUGGACGUGCCAUUGGAUUCAUUUUUGUCACACCACUGACCAACCUGACAGGUCUAUCACUUUACUAUCAGCUAUACUUGAAUGAAAUCUUCCACACUCAUUUCAUGACCAGAUUAGCUCAUUUCGUUCUGAUGCCACUUAUCAAUUUCUUCUUGAUGGUAUUCCUCUGUCAAUUCAAUUUCUCAGAACAAUACCUGUGGAUCAAUGCUGGAACAGCUAUGACCGUUUACCUAAUGCUCUGGUACCUGGUUUGGGGACUCACUCAGAAUGCAACUUUUCUCGGUCUGUUCAUGGCUCCUGCACUCUCCCUGUUAUGUUUGUCUGCCAAUCUUUUCUACAACUUCUUCCGUCAUGACGAUGGUCAGAGCCAAGCCUUCUACGACUCCACCGUUAUCUACACCAACCCACUUCUCUGGGUAAUUUUUUGUGGUAUGUUGCAGAGUGGUAGCCACUCAUUCGAACCAAAACUUCCACCAAGAGUAAACCAUACUCAAGAUCGUUGGGUUGGUCUCCACGACUUUAUCGAGAGGGGAUUCAAACAACACCGUGGAUUCCAGACCAUCGGUACAUUAGUUGCAGCCUUCCUCUUUGGUACCAUGGACGAGAUCAUUGCUUCACCAAGAUUAUUCCCAUUGAACGUACUCAAGGUAACCUACAUGCUCGGAUACAAACCAGAACAAUGGGCACAAAUUCAAUUGCUAGCCAAGAAAUCAAUGGAAUUUGGUAAUCCUGCUUUAGAUUAUAUUGGUCAAGCUCAAGCAUAA
Messenger RNA from Heterostelium album PN500, 1002 nucleotides. RefSeq lists its product as uncharacterized. The record is from RefSeq and is a predicted model, not a curated record. Bases 1 to 1002 code for a protein of 333 amino acids. The transcript has a single exon. Lineage: Eukaryota; Evosea; Eumycetozoa; Acytosteliales; Acytosteliaceae.